Durusdinium trenchii is the source of this 672-nucleotide messenger RNA. NCBI's taxonomy places the organism in Eukaryota, Dinophyceae, Suessiales, Symbiodiniaceae. The record is from the annotation of a GenBank genome assembly.
AUGCAGGGUGCAUGCAGGGUGAUUAGCCACCUCCCUUUUGUCUCCAGGCUGGUCUUUGGCGGCUUGCUUCCAGCUGGACCCCCUUGCUCGCUGUACGUAUCCAUCAGCCAGUCAGUGCACCAGCGUAGCGCUGACAAUUUGCGAGGCAAUUUGAACUGCUUCAAGGUUCGGCUUUCGAAUUUGAUUGUGGACAACUUUGUUGUCAUUCUCAAUUUGGUGGAGAUUUUCCGCCCAGACAUCAAGCUGGUAUUGGAGCAACCAAUUUCAUCGUACAUGUUCAAGCAAGUCGAUUUUGCUGCCAUCAUAAGCAAGCUGAACUUGCGAAAGGUACUGACGUACCUAGGACUGUAUGGACAUGAUUUGGAAAAAGCCACGCACCUAUGGCUGAACGUUCGCAGGGGCAGCCGCUUGGCAAGGACAAUGAAUGCCAAAAACAAAAGGCGCUUCCAGACAAGGAUUGAGAAAAAAAAGGAGAGAAUCUUGUCUCGUGGGGGCACUUUGCCUGUAUACUACGUGAAGGACAAAAAUGGUGGCUAUCAUGGUGGCCCCGACUUGGCAGGGUCAGUGCAUUAUCCAGCAGGAUUUGUGAGUGCGGUGUUCCGGCUUUGGGAAACCGCCUGGAUUGAAGACCACCUCAGGCAAGCUCGCUUGAAGCGAGCUUUGCCACAAUGA